Messenger RNA from Hordeum vulgare subsp. vulgare (domesticated barley), 1014 nucleotides. RefSeq lists its product as uncharacterized. The transcript has 7 exons. Gene Ontology annotation, biological process: carotenoid metabolic process. The record is from RefSeq and is a predicted model, not a curated record. Bases 1 to 1014 code for a protein of 337 amino acids. Lineage: Eukaryota; Viridiplantae; Streptophyta; Magnoliopsida; Poales; Poaceae.
AUGACGGCGGCGGCGGCGGCGGCGGCGGCGAGGGAAGAGCCGGGGUUCGUGGAAGAGAAAGGAAGGCUGGGAGCCUUGUUGUGCCUGAGGGCAAAAUUGACAAAAAUGACCCCUCAAACGAAAGAACUCACAGACGGCUCCCUGGGCGGCGGCGCCACGCCCACGGAGGAGGAGGGGGAGUCCCCGUGGAACGACGGCGGCAGGAGCUGCUCGUGGAACGACGUGGUGGUGAUCGGCAGCGGGCUCGGCGGGCUCUGCUGCGCGGGCCUCCUGGCGAGGUACGCGCAGGACGUGGUGGUGCUGGAGAGCCACGACCGGCCGGGCGGCGCCGCCCACUCGUUCGACGUCAAGGGGUUCCACUUCGACUUCGGCCCCUCGCUCUUCUCCGGCUUCCAGUCCCGAGGGCCCCAAGCCAACCCCCUCGCCCAGGUCCUCGACGCGCUAGGCGAAUCGGUUCCGUGCGCCUCGUAUGGCUCGUGGAUGGUUCAUGUCCCCGAAGGACAGUUCGAGUCGCGGAUAGGGCCGACUGAUUUCCUCAAGGUUCAGUUACUUUGUCUGUAUCCGAAUGUUCUGGUCAUAAUACUGAUUUUCUUGCAGGAUCUUGAGACUUAUGUUGGUCUGGACGCAACCCGGGAAUGGCAAAAGCUUCUGUAUCAAAAACAAUUGCAGGAUGCAGUUAUCCCUAUAUCUGCAACUGCAAUGGCUCUGCCUCCGCUGUCCAUCCGAGGCGAUCUAGGCAUCCUUUCCACAGCAGCCGGUAGAUACGCUCCUUCUCUGUUGCAGUCCUUGAUAAAAAUGGGUCCUCGGGGAGCCCUCGGCGCCACGAAGCUGCUACGCCCGUUCUCGGAGAUUGUCGACUCGCUGGAGCUCAAAAAUCCGUUUGUUCGUAAUUGGAUCGACCUCCUAUGCUUUCUGCUAGCUGGCGUCAAAUCCGAGAGUGCGCUUUCUGCAGAAAUGCCACACCUGGCUGCUGGGAGCUGCUCGUGGAACGGCGACAUGCGAUGCGAUGACUAA